GAACAAUGAAAUAAAAUAGCAGAUAUUACUAUAGUCAAGUAUAGUUGGGAACAAAAUUACAAACAAUUGAAACAAGGAUCACUUAGAACAGGAGAUAUAUAAGAAGAAGUAGUGAAUUGAUGGAAAAUAAUACCGAAAGUGAGGGUGAAAUAUUUCAUGAAAUAAAAAAGCGAAAUGAGGACACAUCUGAAAAUAUUGGAGAAAUAAAAACGAUUAAUAACGAAUGAAGACAAGCAGAGGAAGAAAAUUCGGCAAUUGAAAUAUCAAGUAGUGUAAAGGAAUGACGAAUGAAGAGAUAACAGCGCAUAAAAGCGACGAAAUGGAAAAGGACAAAUUGUCAAAGAGAGACGAAAGCAAGGAAUCCGACGGAGAAGUCUCGAGUAAAAAUGAAAGCAAUGGAAUCGACGGAGAUGCCUCGAGUAAAAAGGAAAGUAAUUUAACCGACGGAGAAGUCUCGAGUAAAAAGGAAAGUAGUUUAACCGACGGAGAAAUCUCGAGUAAAAAGGAAAGCCUAUACAAAACAUCGAAAACUCAGAAGAGAAAUAGAUGUUCUAUUUGUGAUAAAGAAUUUCAGGCCCCAUCACAAUUAAGACAGCAUGAAAAAACACACAUGGGUAUAAAACCGCAUUCUUGUCAGGUAUGUUUUAAACAAUUUCUGAAUAAGUCGAAUUUGUUCCGUCAUCAACUAAUACAUACUGGUGAGCGGAAAACUUGUCCCGUGUGCAAUAAAACAUUCGCUGCAUCAUCGAACAUGAUCGAACAUCGACGAAUACAUACGGGGGAGAAAUUCUAUCAGUGUUCUAUUUGUAAAAAAGAAUUCCUUCGCAAGUCUUGCUACAUAAGGCAUAAAGCUACACAUUCAGAUUUAAAACCAUUUCCAUGCGAUAUUUGCAGUAAACUUUUUAAAAGUAGAGACACAUUGGCGAGCCACAAAAAGAUACACAGUGGCGAAAAGCCAUUUAGUUGUUCUGUAUGCGGAAAAGACUUUAUCGACAAGAGCCAUCUGAGACGACACGAACAAAUUCAUGUUCAUAAACCUGCCUUUGGUACCGUGAUACAUAAAGGCGUCCAAAAAACUUUAUAUUUACAAAAACACCUAAAACUGUAUGGCGACGAAAAGCCUUUUGUGUGUACUCUUUGUGGAAAAAGAUAUAAAAAGUCGUCAAGUUUAAGAUUACACGAAAGGGUACAUAGUGGAGAUUUGAAAACAUAUACAUGUUCAACUUGUGAGAAAGAUUUUAGAGGAAGAUAUGAUUUAACAAUCCACGUCAUGAGAACACAUUCCGGUGAGAGACCUUUCUCGUGUUCACUAUGCAAUAAAACAUUCAAGUGUAGAACGGACUUAAACAUGCACAAACGUAUCUACACUGGCGAUAUACCUUAUUAUUUCUGUACAGUGUGUGAUAAAUCGUUCAGCGCGAGAACGACCUUGAAAAUCCACAUCGAUGUUAUACACAAAGGAGCCAAGCCUUAUAAGUGUUCAGUUUGUGGCAAAGAUUUCGGUAGAAAGCAAAUUAUGCUUAAACACGAGAAGACCCACAACAAAGAGCGACAUAUCUGCAAAGUUUGCAAUAAGGAAUUUACAAAGGCGAGUGUCUUGGAAACCCAUGUAAUCGGUCACAAUGGACAAAACCCAUAUAUUUGUUCAAUAUGUGGUAGAGGUCUCAAGUCACCCAAAUGUUUGAAGAAUCACAUGAAAACUCAUGAGGAAUACAGGAAGUCAUACUUUUGUUCUUUUUGUCAAAAGGAGUUUAUUUCCAGACCUGGCUUACGAAAACACGAAAGAGCUCAUUCUGGUGAUCAUGGAAAUAAACGUCACAAGUGUCAUUUAUGUGAUGAAGCUUUCGUGACUACACAUUCCUUAGAAGCACACAUUUUUACACAUACUGGAGAAAAGCCAUACAAGUGUACUAUUUGUCAUAAAAGCUUCGGAACAACGAAAUACUUGAAAACGCAUGAACGAAGACAUAAAAAAUCUACACAUAGUUGAAACAAUUAUUUGUUGAAAUGAUCUAACAUGUAAUGAGCCGAUAUGGAAAAAAAGUCAUUGGAUUUGUUACCCCUAUUAUUAUUUUUUUUUUUGUAAAUACUAGACACUAGAUUUUAAUGUAGUACUUACGAGAUAACGAAAUACUUAAUUUGUAUAAACAUAUCAUUGUCAUUUUGUUUCUUUUGUUUCUUUUCUGCACAGGCACUUGUCUCAGAAAAAAAAACCUAUAUAUACCUUAAUAUCAGUCUUUUUCUGAAUGUUAUUCCGACAGCCGAGACAUAACUCUGUGUCAACAGUU
Molecule: messenger RNA, 2288 nt
Organism: Mytilus californianus (California mussel)
Lineage: Eukaryota; Metazoa; Mollusca; Bivalvia; Mytilida; Mytilidae
Product: zinc finger protein OZF-like
Exons: 1
Coding region: 281-1990 (569 amino acids)
Biological process (GO): regulation of DNA-templated transcription
Molecular function (GO): RNA polymerase II cis-regulatory region sequence-specific DNA binding; DNA-binding transcription factor activity, RNA polymerase II-specific
Source: RefSeq, a predicted model, not a curated record